CUUAGCUCUCUCUCACCCGCUUUCUCUUUUUCUCUCUUUUUCAUUCUCUCACUCCCUUCAUAUCAGAAUCGCGCAGAGCGGUGUCCGUGUGGGGAUGCGAGAAACCAUAGUGGAACGAGGAUCAGACAGAAGAUGCAAAUGAUCAUCAAAACACACCGCAAAAUAUGAAACUACUCAUUUGCAGCCGAGUAAAUCAUAGAAAACUGAUCGGGAACUGGCACCAUUCGCCGGAAUUGUGAUGCUGGAACUUUACAGUGGGAACAUGCCAAUGGAAGCUUUAGAUAAGUUGUUUUAACAAAAGGUAUACACACGCAAGCCGCCCAGUAAUUGGAAAUCAACGCUUUGCUGCAACAUUGUUACCUCAGUAACUGUGAGCUACUGCGCUUAUAUAAAGACAUUCUAUCGUAAUCUCUUGAACAAAAUCAGUACCACCACCAACAGCAGUAAAAGAUGAGCUCAUAUUUCGUCAACUCUCUCUUCACUAAGUACAAAAGUGGAGACACUUUACGACCAAACUAUUACGAGUGCGGAUUUGCUCAGGACCUAGGGACGAGACCCACCGUCGUGUAUGGUCCAGGCACCGGGGCCACUUUCCAGCAUGCUCCUCAAAUUCAGGAGUUUUACCACCACGGCGCAUCCACGCUCUCCGCUGCGCCUUACCAGCAGAGUCCAUGUGCGGUAACCUGUCACGGCGAGCCGGGUAACUUCUACGGUUAUGAUGCUCUCCAGAGGCAAACACUUUUCGGUGCUCAAGACGCCGACUUGGUUCAGUAUAGCGACUGCAAGCUCGCCACGGGGGGCAUCGGCGACGAGACGGACAACACAGAACAGAGUCCGUCGCCCACACAACUGUUCCCGUGGAUGCGACCUCAAGUAGCUGCCGGACGGAGACGAGGCCGUCAGACCUACAGCCGCUAUCAGACGCUCGAACUGGAGAAAGAGUUUCUCUUCAAUCCCUACCUAACACGCAAGCGUCGGAUUGAAGUGUCACACGCUUUAGGACUGACAGAACGACAAGUCAAAAUCUGGUUUCAAAACCGUCGCAUGAAAUGGAAAAAGGAAAACAACAAGGACAAGUUUCCAAGCAGCAAGUCUGAACAAGAGCAGAUCGAAAAAGAAAAACGGGAGAAAGAACAGGCAUCCGGUACACAGUCAGCCGGCGAAGACUGCGACAAGGCAAAACAAAUGUAGAGCGGAUGCAAGCGUGUGUGUAUGUGUGUGUGAGAGUGUAUGUGUAUGUGUGUGCGCGUGUGCGUGUGCGUGUGUGUGUGUGUGUGAGUGAGGCAGUGUUUGUGUGUGUCAGUCAAUCAAAAUUGCAAGGAAUAUAUAGGGAAAAUCAAACAGACUAUGAUGAACAGAAUAACGGUGCUUGCAUGACAGGCUUGUCUCAUAGAGACAUUGUAAUCAAGUCGGGUGGUUACAUCUUUCACUCGAGGAAGGAACAGAAAAAAUACUGGGACUUGACGAAUGAAUAAUUUUAAUGUGAUGCCCACAGAACAUCAGGAAGACGAAGGACAAGAAGCAUUUCUACUUUUUACCUGUUGUUCAGAGAGUACGAUAGUGUUAAAGCUAGUCUCCUUUCUUUGUGGAAUAAUUAUCGUGAAACUUAUGUUUCUAUUGUUAGGAUAUUGUCAUUAACAAUUACCUUGGCAGCUGUAUAGUUUUUAAGUUAAAUGGUGCACUUUUAACUGUUCUCACUUAUAUGUUAUGAUGACGUAGAAAUUACUGACUUCCAACAACAUGAAACUGCCUAUUUAUGCCGUAGAAUCUCUUUUUACACGUCUUUGGUUCUUCUUAAAUCGAUGGUAUUUUUGUUGUCUUCCUUUCUUGGGGUAAGCAUGCGCACAGUGAAUUAUAAAAAUGAAUAAACAUAAUAAAAAAGUAUAAAAAAUGUUAUGUGAUCCAUUGUUUACUACGCAUCAAAUUGUUGUCGUUUACGUUUACUGGUGAAGUAAUUUUUCAGAUGACUAUGUGUUUUGUUGUCAUUCCUAUCUGUAUUUUAGUGUCUACAACUGAAGACAUCAUAAGAAGGUGGACACAAUAAAGUUUACAAGCGAGAAUCCGUGA
This is a messenger RNA of Danio rerio (zebrafish), 2067 nucleotides long. NCBI's taxonomy places the organism in Eukaryota, Metazoa, Chordata, Actinopteri, Cypriniformes, Danionidae. The record is from RefSeq and is a predicted model, not a curated record.